AUGAGAAUUGCCACCAAUUUGCCAACCCACAGAAUCACAAUUACUCUCUCAACCACUUUCUUUUUCAUCCAAAAAUAAUAAAAUAGCUCUCUCUUCCUCCUCCUCUUCAAUAAUUCGAGGGUGAUGCAGAUCAUCUCGAAAGCUUCUUGUGCUAUGGCCUCCAUUCCUUGCACUAGGGCAAGGAGUGGGUUUUGCGUACGGCCAGGUGCAAGACAGCUUUGCUUUAGAAAAGGUCUCUUGUAUGGUUUCAUGCACUUGUUGUCUAUUCCGUUUAAGACCUUGCGUGGUGGAGCAAGUCGUACUCUAAAAGUUGCUCAGUUUUGCAGUAUUUCCAAUAUGUCUUCCUCAUUGCAGAUUGAGUUGGUGCCAUGCCUUAGGGACAACUAUGCAUAUCUUCUACAUGAUAUAGAUACAGGCACAGUUGGGGUCGUUGAUCCAUCUGAAUCUGCACCUAUUAUAAAUGCUUUAAGUAAGAAAAACCGAAAUUUGACCUAUAUAUUAAACACUCAUCAUCAUCAUGAUCACACUGGAGGCAAUGAAGAGUUGAAAGCAAGGUACGGUGCAAAGGUAAUUGGUCCAGGAAUUGACAGAGACAGAAUUCCUGGCAUUGACAUAGCCCUGAAUGAUGGGGAUAAAUGGAUGUUUGCAGGACAUGAGGUGACUAUUAUGGAAACUCCCGGUCAUACACGAGGCCAUGUUAGUUUCUACUUUCCUGGAUCAGGAGUGAUUUUUACAGGAGAUACUUUGUUUAGCUUAUCAUGUGGCAAGCUUUUUGAAGGGACACCUCAGCAGAUGCAUUCUUCUCUCAAGAAGAUCAUAGCUUUGCCAGAGGACACACAUAUAUACUGUGGCCAUGAAUAUACGUUGAGUAAUUCAAAGUUUGCACUGUCUAUAGAACCCAAUAAUGAGACACUCCGGUCUUAUGCUGCCUAUGUAGCCCAUCUUCGCAGCAAAGAUGUGCCAACAAUUCCAACUACUUUGAAGAUUGAGAAGGCAUGUAAUCCGUUCCUUCGCGCUUCAAGUGCUGAAAUACGGACAUCACUAAAAAUCCCAGCAGAAGCAACCGACGCGGAAGCGUUAGGUGCUAUUCGGCAAGCAAAGGAUAAUUUUUGAGAUGAAGAUUGGGGAGAUUUGUUUGUCUAUAGGAAAGGUAACCCCCUUGUUCUGUCCAUAUGUUUCUUCUUUUAUUGUGGAUCCUUCUCAAGUGUUGGUUCUUCAGAUCAUUUGGUGAUGACGAAAAUUUUAGAAUUAUGUGGGAAUGGGUGAAGGGUAUUAUUGUUGUAUAACUUUGGAAUCACAAUCCGUACCAUUCCCAUUCCGAAAAUAAUUGAUCAUUUUGUAAGUUGGCAAAACAUGCUUUGAAUUUUGUGCAAGAUAUUUGCAUUUUUUUCUUUGGAUCUUGCAAUAGAGAUUUUGUAAUGUAGUAGAAGAUGAAAUCUGAGAAUUGACAUUUUGAUUGUUUUGAUCCUCAUGAAUUAAGGGGACUUCAGAUUCUUUGUUA
Molecule: messenger RNA, 1501 nt
Organism: Mercurialis annua (annual mercury)
Lineage: Eukaryota; Viridiplantae; Streptophyta; Magnoliopsida; Malpighiales; Euphorbiaceae
Product: probable hydroxyacylglutathione hydrolase 2, chloroplastic
Exons: 8
Coding region: 124-1113 (329 amino acids)
Molecular function (GO): hydroxyacylglutathione hydrolase activity
Source: RefSeq, a predicted model, not a curated record